UCCUCCGAGCGCCGUAUGUCUGCGAGCAGCGGCGCCGCGCCGCCAGCAGGGGGAGCAGCGGGCGGGCACCGCCAGCGCCGGGGGGGGAGCUGGGCCGGCAGCGCCGCGCGGGUGCGCGCCUCCGCCGAGCAUUACGGCGCCCGUUCCCGGCUCCCAGCGCCGAGCGAGCCAUGGCCGAGCGCCGCGCCUUCGCGCAGAAGAUCAGCAGGUAGCGCGGCGGGGAGCGGGGGUCGGGGCCGGCGGGGGGGCACUGCUGCGCCGCGCCCUUCGGGGUCGGCCCGGCGUCCCGGCCCCGGGGCUGCUCGGCGGGGCCCGGCGGGGCAGGCGGGGCAGGGCCGGCUGCGGGGCCGCGCUGGGGGCCGCGGUUCCCCCGACAAAGGCGUGGGGGGAGGCGGUGUGCGCGCGGUGCCGCUUCCCCGGGGCGUAAACCGAACGGAACGAUUUGAGAGGGGCCGCGGGACCGAACCGCCCGCCGCCGGAGCUCCCUCAGCCCGCACAAUGGGCCCGGCCCGGCGAACCGUGGCGGCUGAAGUCAGGAAGCAGAUCUCAGGGCAGUAUGGAGGGUCUCCCCAGCUUCUCAAAAACCUCAAUAUUGGAGGCAGCGUCUCUCAUCACACAACUGUGCCGCUUACAGAAGCAGUGGACCCCGUCGAUUUGGAGGACUACCUUAUCACACACCCCAUUGCAGUCGAGUCUGGCCCCUUGAGAGACUUGCUUGAGUUCCCUCCCGAUGACAUCGAGGUUGUGUACACCCCCCGGGAAUGUCGAACGCUGGUGUCAGCUGUUCCUGAAGAGAGUGAGAUGGACCCUCACGUGAGGGACUGUGUGAGAAGUUACACAGAAGACUGGGCAAUUGUGAACAGAAAGUAUCACAAACUGGGGACUGGAUUUAAUCCCAACACUUUAGACAAACAGAAGGAGAGGCAAAAGGGGCUCCCCAAACAGGUCUUUGAGUCUGAUGAAGCUCCAGAUGGCAACAGUUACCACGAUGAACAAGAUGACCUUAAACGGCGCUCCAUGUCGAUUGAUGAUACUCCCCGGGGCAGCUGGGCUUGCAGUAUUUUUGAUCUGAAGAACUCCCUUCCAGAUGCCCUUCUCCCAAACCUACUGGACCGAACCCCGAAUGAAGAGAUUGACCACCACAAUGAAGAUCAGAGGAAGUCCAAUAGGCAUAAGGAGCUUUUUGCACUACACCCGGCGCCAGAUGAGGAGGAGCCUAUAGAACGACUUAGCAUUCCUGAAGUACCCAAAGAGCACUUUGGCCAAAGACUCCUGGUGAAGUGUUUGUCUCUUAAAUUUGAGAUAGAAAUUGAGCCCAUUUUUGCAAGUUUGGCUUUGUAUGAUGUUAAAGAAAAGAAAAAGAUUUCAGAAAAUUUCUACUUUGAUUUAAACUCCGAACAAAUGAAGGGAAUGCUCCGUCCACACGUCCCCCCUGCUGCUAUAUCCACGCUGGCCAGGUCUGCCAUCUUUUCAAUCACCUAUCCCUCUCAAGAUGUGUUUCUGGUAAUAAAGCUUGAAAAAGUAUUACAGCAGGGAGAUAUUGGGGAAUGUGCUGAGCCUUACAUGAUUUUUAAAGAAUCCGAUGCAGCAAAGAAUAAGGAAAAGUUGGAAAAACUGAAAUGCCAGGCAGAACAGUUUUGCCAAAGACUAGGCAAAUAUCGAAUGCCUUUUGCAUGGACAGCCAUCCAUUUAAUGAACAUUGUGAGCAGCGCUGGAAGUUUGGAAAGAGAUUCCACAGAAGUAGAAGUUGGCACAGGAGAACGCAAAGGGUCGUGGUCAGAGAGAAGGAAUUCCAGUAUCGUUGGGAGGCGUUCGUUAGAGAGAACCACAAGCGGUGACGAGGCUUGCAAUUUGACCAGUUUUAGACCAGCUACUCUGACAGUGACAAACUUCUUUAAGCAGGAGGGUGAUCGCCUGAGUGAUGAAGAUCUGUACAAGUUCCUGGCUGAUAUGAGACGGCCGUCAUCGGUGUUACGGAGAUUGAGACCUAUCACAGCUCAAUUAAAGAUAGACAUAUCUCCAGCUCCAGAGAAUCCCCAUUACUGCCUGACUCCAGAGUUGCUGCAAGUCAAACUUUACCCAGACAGCAGAGUUAGACCUACAAGAGAAAUCCUGGAGUUUCCUGCCAGGGAUGUCUACGUUCCAAAUACCACAUACAGGAAUCUUCUUUAUGUCUAUCCUCAGAGCCUUAACUUUGCCAAUCGCCAAGGAUCUGCCAGGAAUAUCACUGUGAAAGUCCAGUUCAUGUAUGGAGAGGACCCAAGCAAUGCUAUGCCGGUUAUCUUUGGCAAAUCUAGCUGUCCUGAAUUUUCCAAAGAAGCAUACACAGCUGUAGUAUAUCACAACAGGUCACCUGAUUUUCAUGAGGAAAUCAAGAUUAAGCUUCCAGCCACUUUAACCGAUCACCACCAUCUGCUUUUUACUUUCUACCACGUCAGCUGCCAACAAAAACAAAACACUCCCCUGGAGACUCCAGUUGGAUACACCUGGAUUCCGAUGCUUCAAAAUGGACGGUUAAAGACUGGUCAGUUCUGUCUCCCUGUUUCAUUGGAAAAGCCACCACAGGCGUAUUCAGUGCUUUCUCCAGAGGUUCCCCUUCCUGGAAUGAAGUGGGUGGAUAAUCACAAAGGAGUUUUCAAUGUAGAAGUUGUUGCUGUAUCGUCCCUCCAUACUCAGGACCCUUAUCUUGACAAGUUCUUUGCACUUGUCCAUGCUCUGGAUGAGCACAUGUUCCCUGUGCGAAUAGGAGACAUGAGAAUUAUGGAAAACAACUUGGAAAAUGAACUGAAGAGCAGCAUUUCAGCUUUAAAUUCCUCUCAACUGGAGCCGGUAGUGCGAUUUCUUCAUCUCCUGCUUGACAAACUGAUUCUUCUGGUAGUAAGACCUCCUGUCAUUGCAGGCCAAAUAGUUAACCUUGGCCAGGCAUCUUUUGAAGCAAUGGCUUCAAUCAUAAACAGACUUCACAAGAACCUGGAUGGAAACCAGGACCAGCAUGGCAGAAACAGCCUUCUUGCUUCCUAUAUUUAUUAUGUUUUUCGCCUACCAAAUACCUAUCCCAACUCACCAUCACCAGGUCCCGGAGGCUUAGGGGGAUCAGUGCAUUAUGCCACCAUGGCUCGAUCCGCUGUCCGACCUGCAAGCCUUAACCUGAACCGCUCCCGCAGCCUCAGCAACAGCAACCCAGAUAUAUCUGGGACCCCCACCUCACCUGACGAUGAAGUUCGCUCCAUCAUUGGCAGUAAGGGUUUAGACCGCUCCAAUUCCUGGGUAAACACUGGUGGUCCAAAAGCAGCCCCAUGGGGAUCCAACCCCAGCCCAAGUGCAGAGUCAACACAGGUGGUGUCUUCGGCUACGGAUCGAAGUUGUAAUCGUAUGUCUUCGCACACUGAGACGUCAAGUUUCUUACAAACAUUAACAGGACGGUUACCAACUAAAAAGCUUUUUCACGAAGAGCUGGCCUUACAGUGGGUCGUGUGCAGUGGGAGUGUGCGGGAGGCAGCCCUGCAGCAGGCCUGGUUUUUCUUCGAGCUGAUGGUGAAGAGCAUGGUGCAUCAUUUGUAUUUUGCUGACAAACUGGAUGCUUCGAGAAAGAAUCGUUUUCCCGAGCGUUUCAUGGAUGAUGUAACUGCUUUGGUCAGCACAAUUGCUGGUGAUAUAGUCUCUCGGUUUCAGAAGGAUACAGAAAUGGUUGAAAGGCUCAACACCAGUCUUGCGUUUUUCCUCAAUGAUCUGUUGUCUAUCAUGGACAGAGGAUUUGUUUUUGUUCUUAUUAAGACCUGCUACAAACAGGUGUCUUCCAAGCUGUAUUCCUUGACAAACCCAAGUAACCUGGCAUCUUUGAGGCUGGACUUCCUUCGCAUCAUUUGCAGCCACGAACACUACGUCACCUUGAAUUUACCCUGCAGCUUGCUCACACCACCUGCAUCUCCAUCACCGUCUGUGUCUUCAGCAACUUCCCAGAGUUCUGGGUUCUCCACCAAUGUCCAAGACCAGAAGAUUGCAAAUAUGUUUGAAUUGUCUGUGCCUUUCCGUCAACAGCAUUACUUAGCUGGGCUUGUGUUAACAGAGCUGGCUGUCAUUUUAGAUCCUGAUGCAGAAGGUUUAUUUGGAUUGCAUAAGAAGGUCAUCAAUAUGGUACACAACUUACUGUCCAGUCACGACUCGGACCCGCGGUACGCUGACCCGCAGGUAAAGGCCCGGGUGGCGAUGCUGUAUCUACCUCUGAUUGGUGUGAUCAUGGAAACGGUGCCUCAGCUCUAUGACUUUACAGAGAGUCACAAUCAGCGAGGGAGGCCGAGCUGUGUCACUGCUGAUGAUUAUGAAGGCGAGAGUGGAAGCAUGAUAAGCCAAACAGUUGCCAUGGCCAUCGCAGGAACAUCGGUCCCUCAGCUCACCAGGCCCAGCAGUUUUCUACUCACCUCGUCGAGCGGCAGGCAGCACUCCACCUUCUCAACAGAGUCCAGCCGCAGCCUUCUGAUCUGUCUCUUGUGGGUGCUCAAGAAUGCAGAUGAAAGUGUCUUACAGAAGUGGUUCACAGACCUGUCAGUGCUGCAGCUCAAUCGCCUGCUGGAUUUGCUUUAUCUUUGCGUAUCCUGUUUUGAAUACAAGGGCAAGAAAGUGUUUGAAAGAAUGAACAGUCUGACGUUCAAGAAGUCAAAAGACAUGAGAGCCAAGCUUGAAGAGGCUAUUUUGGGAAGUAUAGGAGCAAGGCAGGAAAUGGUCCGAAGAAGCAGAGGACAGUUAGAGAGAAGUCCUUCUGGGAGCGCUUUUGGAAGUCAAGAGAAUUUGAGAUGGAGAAAGGAUAUGACUCACUGGCGUCAAAACACAGAGAAGCUUGACAAAAGCCACAAACCAGCCAGGUCACGAGCAGAGAUAGAACAUGAAGCACUUAUUGAUGGAAAUCUUGCAACAGAAGCAAAUCUAAUUAUUUUGGAUACACUAGAGAUAGUUGUACAGACUGUUUCUGUGACGGAGUCCAAAGAGAGUAUCCUCGGCGGGGUGCUGAAGGUGCUUCUGCACAGCAUGGCCUGCAACCAAAGUGCACUUUAUCUCCAACACUGCUUCGCCACACAGAGAGCUUUGGUCUCAAAGUUCCCUGAGCUGCUGUUUGAGGAGGAGACUGAGCAGUGUGCAGAUCUGUGCCUGAGGCUCCUGAGGCACUGUAGCAGCAGCAUCAGCACAAUACGGUCACACGCGAGUGCCUCACUUUACCUACUCAUGAGGCAAAACUUUGAGAUUGGCAAUAACUUCGCCAGAGUGAAAAUGCAGGUGACUAUGUCUCUCUCGUCCCUGGUGGGGACAUCCCAGAAUUUCAAUGAGGAAUUCUUACGACGUUCCUUGAAGACUAUUUUAACGUAUGCUGAAGAAGAUCUGGAACUUAGAGAGACAACGUUUCCUGAUCAGGUCCAAGAUCUGGUGUUCAACCUCCACAUGAUCCUCUCUGACACAGUUAAAAUGAAGGAGCACCAGGAAGAUCCAGAAAUGCUAAUUGACCUGAUGUACAGGAUUGCAAAGGGCUAUCAGAAUUCCCCUGACCUGCGCUUGACCUGGUUACAGAACAUGGCUGGAAAGCACUCGGAGAGGAGCAAUCAUGCAGAGUCAGCACAGUGUUUGGUCCACUCUGCAGCCUUGGUGGCUGAGUAUCUGAGCAUGCUCGAGGACCGAAAAUACCUCCCUGUAGGAUGCGUUACAUUUCAGAACAUAUCUUCGAAUGUUUUGGAAGAGUCAGCAGUUUCUGAUGAUGUCGUGUCACCAGAUGAAGAAGGUAUCUGCUCUGGGAAGUAUUUCACAGAAGCUGGUCUGGUGGGAUUGCUGGAGCAGGCUGCAGCAUCUUUCUCCAUGGCUGGCAUGUAUGAAGCUGUUAAUGAGGUUUACAAAGUCCUUAUUCCUAUUCACGAAGCUAACAGAGAUGCCAAGAAGCUGUCUACUAUUCACGGUAAACUCCAAGAAGCUUUCAGCAAGAUUGUCCACCAGAGUACUGGCUGGGAGGAUGGAAAGAGGAUGUUUGGCACCUACUUCAGGGUCGGUUUCUAUGGAACCAAGUUUGGAGACCUGGAUGAGCAAGAGUUUGUUUACAAGGAGCCUGCAAUAACAAAGUUAGCUGAGAUUUCCCAUAGGCUUGAGGGUUUUUAUGGAGAACGGUUUGGUGAAGAUGUGCUCGAAGUGAUCAAGGACUCAAACCCUGUGGACAAGUGUAAACUAGAUCCCAACAAGGCCUACAUCCAGAUCACCUACGUGGAGCCUUACUUUGACACGUACGAGAUGAAGGACAGGAUAACUUACUUUGACAAAAACUACAACCUGCGGCGCUUCAUGUACUGCACGCCCUUCACGCUGGACGGCCGCGCUCACGGGGAGCUGCACGAGCAGUUCAAGCGUAAAACGAUCCUGACGACGUCCCACGCUUUCCCUUACAUCAAAACCAGGAUAAACGUCAUUCACAAAGAGGAGAUCAUUCUGACGCCCAUUGAAGUUGCCAUAGAGGACAUGCAGAAGAAAACACAAGAACUAGCUUUUGCAACCCACCAAGACCCUGCAGACCCAAAGAUGCUGCAGAUGGUGCUACAGGGAUCAGUAGGUACCACAGUGAAUCAGGGACCAUUAGAAGUUGCACAAGUUUUCUUAUCUGAAAUACCCAACGACCCAAAGCUCUUCAGGCAUCAUAACAAACUACGGCUCUGUUUCAAAGACUUCACAAAAAGAUGUGAGGAUGCUCUGCGCAAGAACAAGAGCUUGAUCGGCGCGGACCAGAAGGAGUAUCAGCGGGAGCUCGAGAGGAAUUACCACCGGUUAAAGGAAGCUCUGCAGCCUUUGAUAAACAGGAAGAUCCCGCAGCUGUAUAAGGCUGUGUUGCCAGUCACGUGCCACAGCUCACCGUUGUGUUUUCUCUCCCUCAGAGACUCCUUCAGCAGGAUGAGCCUUCGCAAAAUGGAUAUCUAAGCGAGUUAAAAACCAAAAUAAAAAAGCACUUAACAGUAAGGUUUUGAAAAGAGAGAGCCUUGUUAUCAGCGCUGGGAAUCAAAGAAGUUUUAUUGUGAAAUAAAACUUGGACUUCAUCCUGGACUUCCCACACACCUCCUCCUCCAUCAGAGUGUUCAGUGGCCAAAAAAAAUCAUUUUGAAUUGUCAAAUGUAGACUUACUUAUCCAUGUUUGAGAAACAAAUCAAAGUGGUAUCCAGAGUAUUGGUGAUAAGCUGUAAAGUUACCUGUUUUUUAAGGCAUUUUUAUGACUCAAAGGUACACUAAACGCAUUUACCUUUAUUUAUAGCAUUCUCUAAUGUUAAAUUUAUUUCCUUUUAGUUCCUAUAUUUAAUUUAUAUUAGGACCAUACGCAAAUGCAUUUUUGAAGUUUUUAAUGUAGUGAUGAUGGUUAUUUUGAUGGUACUAUUAAAUAUGUGAAUGUUUACACUUUAA
Molecule: messenger RNA, 7413 nt
Organism: Gallus gallus (chicken)
Lineage: Eukaryota; Metazoa; Chordata; Aves; Galliformes; Phasianidae
Gene: DOCK7
Product: dedicator of cytokinesis 7
Exons: 51
Coding region: 16-6939 (2307 amino acids)
Biological process (GO): positive regulation of GTPase activity; axonogenesis; small GTPase-mediated signal transduction
Molecular function (GO): guanyl-nucleotide exchange factor activity
Source: RefSeq, a predicted model, not a curated record